AUACGUUAAAACCAAAAAAUUAUCAGAACCUACAGCAACGUUUCUUGUUCUACAUAUCUUUCCUCCUCUCACUUGCUCCUUCACUGUCACUCCCUAUACUCUUCCACCUCUACAGUUUUUUAGUGGCAGUUAGCCCUACGCAAAUGUAUUAUGGAAGCCACUUAUAUACCGGAAGCUCUUGUUGUCGUAACCCUUCAAGGGAUGGUCGUAGGAUUCUCGUUUGAGAUAUUCUUCAGAUUUCUAUUCGCCAAAAAUGAGCCACGGAGACGAGUACGAAUAUUAAAAUGCUUGAUGGGACUGAGUAUGGGCUUGAAGCUCCUAUUAUUCCUAGCUAUGAAUUGCGCGUUGGGUCUAACGGCAUGUUCAGUGGUCGGAAGAUUGGGUGACUUACUUUACCAUGUAUCCAUGGUAUUUGGUAACGCUGUCCUGCUGGAUAGGGUAGCGACUAUAGUACCUUCACAUCUAACGAAACGGUUCGAAAUUGCACAUUAUAUUAUACUUGCUAUUCGAUCAGCCAUCGGUAUCAUAGAUGCAGCUAUCGUCACCGUUGCUGCAGCUGACAACCUAUCGUGUGUAUAUCAAGAUAAUAUCGCUUGGGGCCCUGUCUAUACAUUUUAUGAUACCUUCACCGACUUUUAUGUGACAUUAUGCAUCACAACCAUUCUGAUAAUGCAUGUCCGUAAGGUUAAGAAUGUUCAUAUGGCCACCAAUAUCAAUUUAUUUAUUGCGAUCGGUGCGACCAACAUCUUGAGGACUAUUGUUCUAAUGAUCUCCAACUUGGCUUCAGCCGUUCUUAUCCUGACCGAAGAACGACAAGCAGUCAUCAUGAUAGCUUGGCCGGUCAUCAAUCUCCUCUUCAUCUUACUGGUUGGCUAUGAUACCGACAUUGCUCGCCUUAUCCGUAAAGCUCAACGGCCACGAUCCCAUCAUAACAAUUCGUCUCGUACAGGACUUACCCCUCAUCCUGACGGAUGCGAGAAUUAUUCGUCGGAUAAAAUGCAUUCAAAUCAGUCAUUACCAGUAGUUUCCCCACAUCCAACUGAAAACAUCUACCAACUACAACCUACCACCCAUGACCCUCUAUCCCGUUCAUCACCAAUUGAUCCCGAGACGGGCCAAAGCUCACCAUCCAUUGUAUGUGAUGAACAAAUGUUCAAAGAUUUACCUGUUUGAAAGACAGCAGUUACCGAAGCCGUCUUUUAUGUACCAUUAAAUGUAGUUUAGACUAUAAUACAAUUAUACAUUCAUGCCUCUAUUCAAAGGGGAUCAUCUAAACAAUAACGAA
Molecule: messenger RNA, 1285 nt
Organism: Umbelopsis ramanniana AG
Lineage: Eukaryota; Fungi; Mucoromycota; Umbelopsidomycetes; Umbelopsidales; Umbelopsidaceae
Exons: 3
Coding region: 151-1173 (340 amino acids)
Source: RefSeq, a predicted model, not a curated record